Messenger RNA from Perca fluviatilis (European perch), 1592 nucleotides. RefSeq lists its product as uncharacterized. NCBI's taxonomy places the organism in Eukaryota, Metazoa, Chordata, Actinopteri, Perciformes, Percidae. The transcript has 4 exons. Bases 846 to 1577 code for a protein of 243 amino acids. The record is from RefSeq and is a predicted model, not a curated record.
CAAAACCACUGACAACCAUGACAAAGGUUACCCAUUUUUCGGUAAUUGUUAGUCUGCAUGUAUGCGUAGAUGACCAUUGCAUUUGUAUUGGGUCGGUUUGUUUGUGCAAUUUGAAAAAAUUGUUUUCGUUUUGAAGGGCGAUUGGAAUACAAUCAAUUUGACUAUUAUAUUAUAUUUGACUUUCUAUACUUAACUUUCUUCGUUAAGCAGUGAGACGCCAGGGGCACUGACCAAGCUCAAAAUGUUAAGUUGAGUUGGGAGUAUGCACUUGUGCACUUCUUUAAUUAUGAAGGGAGAGGAUAGACUGAAGAUAGGACUCUGAGUUUUCAUAUGGUAGCCUAUAUUUACCAGAAUAUGGCCUAUGCGUUACAUACACUUAUAAUACUAAUACCUGGAUUGAUAUGACAUUCAUUCAGAGGCCCAACUCCAGCACUGAUCAAAGUGCAUUAUGCCGUUCAUCUUUUUCCAAGCCCUAUAAUCCUGAACCACUUCACGAGGUCAGAAUGUAUCUUACUCCCCGUAGUGUGUACGUUGCAAAAUGUACGAUCCAACUGCACUUUGCAUAUUCAGCGUAUCAAAAAAAAAAGUCUCUAUGGUAAAAUCAACAUAAUCUUGCACAGGGUGACCGACUACUUUACUACAUGCGGGUUGGAAUCCUCAUUACGCGCCAAAAAGCGCAUCAUCACGAGCAGCGUCCUUGACAACCAGCUGUGCAUCCGAGUGCACUGGUGUUUAUUUUUAGAAGCUUUCGGCUGCUGCGUGCUACUCUCGUUCGCCCCAUACACUAGUCUGCGUUUAACACAUUGCCCAUCCACACCGCCUGACGAGCAAUUCACCUCAAAACCAUGAGGCUGCAAGAUACGCAGCAAAACGGCAAUCAACAAGCCACAUAUGUGAGGAAGCACUCUGGCUCUCAGACAGUCCAGAAACGGGCCUCCAUGACCACAGAGUACCAGGAGAUGUUCCUUUCCCCACUCUGCUACAAGGCUAUCGUCUCAGCCCCAUCACAGAAAGGCCCUUACCAUGCACUGAAAGGGACAAGUGCAGAUGUGAGAUCAUACUAUUUGGUCCAAAAAAGGAUCCCAAAGGCCCCACAGCCAUCUUUGCCACCCGUAGGCCACCGGAGCAGCAACCCUCUAUACAAUCCUACACACUUUGUCGCAAACCAAAUGGCAUCCCAGUUGGAGGACAACACAUCAGUUCACCAAAGUAAACAAUUUGAAGAUGAUUUCCGAGCGUGGAAAGCAAACAAGUGCAGCUCCCAGAAAACUUCUGUUCAAGUUGCAGCUAUCUCUAAACCAGUCCCAAAGGUGCAAGAAUCACAACCUUUUGAAAAAGUCACCAGCUACACAACUGAUUAUGUCACCCAUCAAUUGCCCCCCAGGAGGCGCAGGGAGAAGCCUGUGUAUCAAACCAAAGGUCUUCCCUUAGAGCCGGCUGUGUCCUUGAAGCCAAAGGUGGCUUGGAACCCAAACCAAGAAGCUUCUGACGAAGCCAAUGAAUUCUUUCAGCAAUUCAAGACCUGGUCCCUUGAAAACCAGUUCCACAGCCAAGGCAAAAUGUCUGAAAUUAAAUAAAUAAAAAAGCCCUGA